This is a messenger RNA of Diaporthe citri, 555 nucleotides long. RefSeq lists its product as uncharacterized. Bases 1 to 555 code for a protein of 184 amino acids. The transcript is spliced from 2 exons. NCBI's taxonomy places the organism in Eukaryota, Fungi, Ascomycota, Sordariomycetes, Diaporthales, Diaporthaceae. The record is from RefSeq and is a predicted model, not a curated record.
AUGAUCGUUAGGACCUGGGCAAGCGGACGUGGAGGCAAACAGUUCGGCAUGCUGUUCGACCGGAACGCAACGAUCGGCACCCACCUACGAAUCGAAGCUGCCACCUUCCUCUCCGACGGACGAAGCUUGCUAGAGACAAAGGGUGUAUCCCGUUUUCGAGUCAAGCGUCAAGGCAUACACAGCGACGGAUAUGCAAUUGCUGAGGUGGAGGACUUUUCUGACGUCAGUCUCUACGAGGAAGAGAUGCGCGAGGCUGCGGACUUUAGGAUGAAACCACUAGCAAGAGACCCUGAGCCCGAGGCGCCUUCGAACGACGAUAUCAACUGGAUGAAGACGAAGGCUCUCAUGAGAUUCGCUGGCCGUUCCAUAACACAAAUGGCCGCCACAAAUCCCAGGUGGCUCAACUCCCGCAUCCUGGCGGUGUUCGGCGAAUGCCCCAGUGACCCGGCCGUGUUCCCAUGGUGGUUCGCGUGCAUCUUCCCGAUCGCCGAGGAGCAGAAGCUUGCACUUCUGGACACGACUACACCUCUAGAGCGCUUUUGUUGUGUCAUGUGA